AGUAGACAACUCAGAAACCAGAUCCCUUUUUCUCUUUCGUCGUCUCCUCAAUUUCUCAGGCCGCCAUUUUCACCAAAUUUCAAGCUUUUUUCUCUUCUGGGUUUCGACCGAUCUAACUUAAGAAAUAUGAGUAACGAGGGAGGAGUGCCAAGUGGUGAAGUAGUUAACAAAAAUCUCACAAGGGUAACUCCCCGUUUGAAUCAAAGGAUUCUUUCUACUUUGUCCAGGAGAUCAGUUGCUGCUCAUCCAUGGCAUGAUCUUGAGAUUGGACCUGGAGCUCCACAAGUUGUUAAUUGUGUGAUUGAGAUUCCAAAAGGAAGCAAAGUCAAGUAUGAGCUUGAUAAGAAGACAGGGUUGAUUAAGGUUGAUCGUGUGCUGUAUUCGUCGGUGGUUUAUCCUCACAACUAUGGCUUUAUUCCGCGAACAUUGUGCGAAGAUAAUGAUCCUUUGGACUGUUUGGUCCUCAUGCAGGAACCAGUUCAACCUGGUUGUUUUCUUCGAGCCAGGGCCAUCGGAUUGAUGCCCAUGAUUGAUCAAGGAGAAAAAGAUGAUAAGAUCAUUGCUGUUUGUGCUGAUGAUCCUGAAUAUCGCCAUUACACUGACAUCUCGCAGCUUGCUCCCCAUCGUCUGGCUGAAAUUCGUCGUUUCUUUGAAGACUACAAGAAGAAUGAGAACAAAGAAGUUGCUGUCGACGAUUUCCUGCCUUCGACUACUGCUCAUGAAGCCAUCCAGUACUCCAUGGAUCUUUAUGCUGAGUACAUCAUGCAAACCUUGAGAAGAUAGGUUAAUGAUGGUGAAAAUGUUCUUACAAUGAUAAAUUUGAAGGAUGAAAUUUUCUAAUUUUGUUUUGGUUUUUCAAAUAAUUCUGAGAUGUAGCCAAAUUUAUAAACUUUGGGACAUGGCCAUUAUCCAUUUUCAUUUUCAAGUUAUUAAUGAAUUUUCUUUUGUAACCAGCAUUUUUUUUUAUGAGUAAUCUCCUUUAUAAUAUUUAUGGUUCUAUUUCUUCCCAAUGUAAGGAUUUUCUUUUUAAAUGUUAAAUUUGUAUUAUUAAUAAUAUUUGUUUUUUGUUUUUGUUUAAA
Messenger RNA from Impatiens glandulifera, 1079 nucleotides. Its product is annotated as soluble inorganic pyrophosphatase 1-like. Gene Ontology annotation, cellular component: cytoplasm. Lineage: Eukaryota; Viridiplantae; Streptophyta; Magnoliopsida; Ericales; Balsaminaceae. The record is from RefSeq and is a predicted model, not a curated record. Gene Ontology annotation, biological process: phosphate-containing compound metabolic process. Bases 127 to 783 code for a protein of 218 amino acids. The transcript has 8 exons. Gene Ontology annotation, molecular function: magnesium ion binding; inorganic diphosphate phosphatase activity.